CUGUACGGUUGUCCAAUUGCUUAAUCUUUGAAAAAGAGACAUCAGAUCGCAGAGCUCUUGCUGUCACGGGAGAAAGUGAAAGAAACGACAGAUGUUAUACCAUAAAGAAGAGGCGAGGUCGGUCGACCUCGUUCAUCACCAAAAUCACCCACACACAAACGACCACCAUUACCACCAGGUGAGCAUUAAACUUAACUGUGAACUGUUAAUACCCCCGUUCGGACACUAUACCGCUAGCUGUAGCGGUGUCCCAAAACUGGACAUUUAAUGGUAGUUUUAUUCUAACACAUAAUCAGCUUCCCGCCAGUAAGCAAUGUAUUUUUAAUAAUAAAUCUAUCCAUGUAUCGCUUAAGCCGGUUACAGAUGAGCAAUGUUUCUGUGACAAGUUUUUAUGUGACAAGUUUUAUUUGCUCGUCUGUACGCGCAACUUUGACAAUUUUUUCUAUGACAAGUGCACCCGUUCAAAAGCUAGCAUGCUAGCUUUUGAACAAGUGCACUUGUCAUAGAAAAAGUUGUCAAAGUACAAAUUUUGUUCAUCUGUAUGGGUCAACAAAGAAAAUUUGUCAAAGUAAUCUGAGCAUUUGAUGUGAUUGGCCAGCGGACUAUUAUAUUUUUUCUGUGAUGGCGGCGAUAAACACGACAUGUUUUUCUGACACGUUCACACCAGUAAAUGUGAAAUUGUCAUAUGAAAACUUGUCAUAUAAAAUUUGUUGCAUAUACACACAUGCACUUGGCAAAUAAAACUUGUCACAUAAAAACUUGUCAUAGAAAACUUGCUCGUCUGUAACUGGCUUAUGUAAACACUGAUUCAUUUCCCUCAGGUGUGACGGAAGAAGAUUGCGUGGUAUUCAAGAAAGCGCAAGAAAACGCAAGCAGCGAAAUGGGUGUUCACCUGUUGCUGACCCAGGAUCCAAUUCGCGCUCACCACUAUUCAGUUCGGACCUUAUGAGAUUACCACUAAACUAAGCAACUUUAUUUAUACUGGAUAGCUCUAUCAGUUCUAAACUGUUCUUCCUAGAGGUCCAGUAAGAAUCACGUAUUGAUCCAGUGUUACAACAGGAGGAAACCUAACGAAAUCAUAUUUAUACUGGAUAGCUCUAUCAGUUCCAAACUGUUCUUCCUAAAGGUCCAGUAAGAAUCACGUAUUGAUCCAGUGUUACAACAGGAGGAAACCUAACGAAAUCACAUUUAUACUGGAUAGCUCUAUCAGUUGUAAACUGUUCUUCCUAAAGGUCCAGUAAGAAUCACUUAUUUAUCAAGUGUUACAACAGGAGGAAACCUAACGAAAUGAUAUUUAUACUGGAUAGCUCUAUCAGUUCCAAACUGUUCUUCCUAAAGGUCCAGUAAGAAUCACUUAUUGAUCAAGUGUUACAACAGGAGGAAACCUAACGAAAUCACAUUUAUACUGGAUAGCUCUAUCAGUUCUAAACUGUUCUUCCUAAAGGUCCAGUAAGAAUCACUUAUUUAUCAAGUGUUACAACAGGAGGAAACCUAACGAAAUCAUAUUUAUACUGGAUAGCUCUAUCAGUUCCAAACUGUUUUCCAUAGAGGUCCAGUAAGUGUCUUUCCUUUUUGUUCCAGUGUUAUCACAGGCGGAAACUUGAGUAUCAGAAGAAAGUCUUUGGCGUUUGAUAGAGCCGUUUGUUUUACUCGCGUUAUUUUGACAUUUCAGACAAAGUGUGGAUGGUUCUACCCCCCUGCUAAUGAAAUUUACCGCCAUGUUUGAGGUUGACGGAGCAGUGAACAAGGUGAGAAAAGGCCUGGGAACGUAACAUCCCAAAGUAAAGUUAUAAUGAAACAUGAACAAUUGGCUGAUCUUUGAAUGUGAGGGAUUCAUUAUUCCUUCAUGUCUAGCAUUCAGCCUAAAUCAAACAUCGAGCUGUGUUUGGUUAGUUGGUCUGAUUCCAGUGAAGAUCUAACUCUAGGAUACAGCCACAUUUAAUAUCGAUGGAAAUAUAUUUUAAUAACAAAUACAGUAUAUCGUUAGCUCUUUCAGUUCUAAACUGUUCUCCCUAGAGGUCCAAUAAGGGUCAUCUCGAAUUGAUCCAGUGUUACUACAGGACGAAAUCUAAACUAAGUACUAUUUAAAGCACGCGUAGGAGUGUUUUAUCAGAUAUAAAACGCGAGGCGCAGCCGAGCGUUUUAUAUCUGAUAAAACACGACUACAAGUGUUUUAAAUGGCUUAAAAAACGACCCAUCUUCUGAUGAGUACAUUAGCGAAGUAAUUUUCAAAAUAAACCUUGUCUAAACCGAGAAAAUUAAAGCUAAAGUUUAUAUAAAUUAACAUGAUUUUUUAUCACAUAUAAUGAUACGACACGCUUAUGAUUUUUCUUUGUGUUUUCCUCCUGAAUUAUUAAUGAGUUUUUUAAGUACUAUUUAUACUACGUGGAUAGCUCUAUCAGUUCUAGACUGUUCUUCCUAGAGGUCCAGCAAGGGUCAUCUCUUAUUGACCCAGUUUUACUACAGGAGGAAACCUAAACUAACUUUAUUUAUACUGCAUGGAUAGCUCUAUCAGUUCUAGACUGUUCUUCCUAGAGGUCCAGCAAGGGUCAUCUCUUAUUGACCCAGUUUUACUACAGGACGAAAUCUAAACUAACUUUAUUUAUACUGCAUGGAUAGCUCUAUCAGUUCUAGACUGUUCUUUCUAGAGGUCCAGCAAGGGUCAUCUCUUAUUGAUCCAGUUUUACUACAGGAGGAAACCUAAACUAAAGUAACUUGAUUUAAACUGCAUAGCUUUAUCAGUUCUCUUGGUGGUGAAAUUGUAUAUGGUCUCACAAUGUUUUGUAUUUAUCGUUUCUUUUGUAAAGAUUUACUGCCAAAACCUGUGUCUGUUGGCCUGGAUCACAAAACUCUUUAUUAUGACGUCGAGCCGUUGCUAUUCUAUGUGUUGA
This is a messenger RNA of Paramuricea clavata, 2891 nucleotides long. NCBI's taxonomy places the organism in Eukaryota, Metazoa, Cnidaria, Anthozoa, Malacalcyonacea, Plexauridae. The record is from the annotation of a GenBank genome assembly.